AUGAAAUCUAAAAUUAAGGUACCAAAUAAAUUAACAGUGGGUACUGAAACAGAUCUUAUCUUUAAUGAUGCAGAUUUUUGUUCUAAUUUAGCUGAUCAUUUUAAAUAACCUAAAACAGUGAGGACAACACAUAAAAAAACAAAAUCAGAGUUAUUUUAUACAAAAACACCUAACACAGCAUUGUUUAAAAGUCGAUAAAAUGGAUAAUUAUUAACAAGUUCUUAGUUAUCUCUUUCUCGUUGUCCAUCAUUAACAAAAUCUUAGAGGAGAUUAUAAGAUAGAGAACUGAAAACAAAAAGUAAUAAUGUCAGUAAGGAGUAUUUGGAAAUAAAGAAAAGUUAAACAGAAUAAGAUAUUGUUCCAAUAUAGUUGCUUUUUGAAUAAAAUAGUUUUUUAGCAAGGAAUCAUGAGUUAUUGAUAGAUAGUAUAACAGAAUUAUCAGAAUCUGUUAAAGUUUAAUUAUUAAGCAAUCAAUAUGAAAUAUAGAGAUGGAAGGAGGAGAAGACGUAGAGUAAUCUUGAUAGUAAAUUGUUGUUUAUUUUAUAUAAUACAUUGUAGUAAUUAGAUAAAAAAAUAAUUGGAUCAAUAUUUAAUAAAUAGUAGACUCCAGGUGAGAAUUUUAAAUUAAAACAUUUAUCUGAUACAAUGGAGGUGGUUUCAGAGAUGAUUACACUUUUAAUUAAAUAAGUGUGUAGAAUGGAUAUUAAAUUGGCAACAUUUAUAGAGUACUUUUGGAAAUUUUGGGUAGUGUUAAUUGAUGUAGCAAUGUAAUGGAUGGAUAAAAGUUGUACAGAUUACAUAGAAUAUUAGAUAUAAUAGUUUAAGUAAUAGUUUGAAGAAGCAAUAUAGUAAAAGAAUGUGACAGAAGAUAAAUUGAUUAGGGCAGAAAAGGAGUUUAAGUUAUAAGAGCAAUAAUAUUAAAGAAAAUGUGAUGCUUUAGAAACUUAAAUAUUAUCAAUCUAAUCUGAAUUUAAUGAAUACAAAUAAGCAGUGUUAUAGAUGAGUGAUUUAAAAUAGGCUGAGAAGAGAAUGAAUGCAGUUGGAUUAAAGUCAUUGGAAUUGGAGAAUUUAUUUAAAUAAUAUGAUCGAUAGUUAUUUGAUUAUAAGAGUGAUUUUUAAAAAGAUUUUAAGCAAUUAGGAUCAAUACUGGUACAAUAAAAGAAACUGUAAGAAGAUUUGAAACAACCACAUCAAUAUGCAUAAUCAAUUCUUCAUAUUCCUACGUAUGUGGAGAAUAAGACACUUUAUGAACUAUUUACUAAUAUGCAUCCUUUCUGUUUGUAUUUUAGAAAAAUAGAAAUACAUGAAUAAGAUGAUGAGAACAAUUAUGAUAGUUAAUUGAUACAGUUUUUAGAGUAUUUGACAAAUUAUGAUAAUUUGAUGUAGAAUGUUUGUGUAAUAUUUAAAGAAUGGGUUAAUGAUAAUGAUCGUCUUAAUCGAAUAGUGAAUCAUUUAUUGACUUAGAAAGAUUACACAUAACAUUCUUUACAUCAUUUUUAUUGUAUUCUAUUUGGUUUGAAAAAUAAUUAAUAACUUUCUUGGAUUUCAAUUAGUAAUCUAAUCUGUUAUUUUAAACAGUUGAGAUAAGAAUUGCAUCAAUAAUUGAAUGAGGCAAUUUAUCUUAAAGAAUCUCAUUAUAUUUUAGAUUUGAUUUUGCCAGAAGAGUUUAUGGAAAUUAUCAAACAUCAUAAACUCGAUUCAAUAACUAUAUUGAGUUUAUUAAAUUUAUUAGCUUAGUUUAUGUAAUAGACAGAGAAUAAAUAAUGGAAUAGAUGGAAAUUUCAUUUUAAAAUUGAUUCAGAUGAAUAUGAUCAUAAUAAAUUAGAUUAUUUUAUGUAACUCAAAACAUACUUAAAUCAAGGUGAAUUAAGCAUUCAAUAAAAGAAUGAUUAUUUUGAUUAAAUUCGUCAUUUAUCUUAAAUGUACCCUUGUUUAUUUUAUAAACAUAAGUAUAUGAUUUCAAAAAUGUAAACUUAAGUAAGAAGAGUGUCAUAAAAAAAUGCAGCUUAAUAGCAAUAAAAUAAUUUGAAUUCAAGACCAUCUAUGAUGAAGAGAUAGUCAACCUAUAAUGGUAUGAUUAAAUCUCAAGUUCUUAGAAAGUGAAUCGUUUUGA
Paramecium sonneborni is the source of this 2113-nucleotide messenger RNA. The record is from the annotation of a GenBank genome assembly. NCBI's taxonomy places the organism in Eukaryota, Ciliophora, Oligohymenophorea, Peniculida, Parameciidae.